This is a messenger RNA of Aspergillus steynii IBT 23096, 1179 nucleotides long. RefSeq lists its product as uncharacterized. Bases 265 to 1011 code for a protein of 248 amino acids. The record is from RefSeq and is a predicted model, not a curated record. The transcript is spliced from 2 exons. Lineage: Eukaryota; Fungi; Ascomycota; Eurotiomycetes; Eurotiales; Aspergillaceae.
UUUGUUAUAUCUUCCCCUUUCCCCUCCGCUCGCUUGUUUACUCAUUUGCUUUUCUUCAUUCAACGUCCUUCCAAACUUGGCUCAAUCUUUCUGGCAAAGAUUGGCUAAAUGCAUUCAUUUGUCUGUGUUGCCAUUGCUUGAUCGUAAUCUUGCACCGUCUUAUUCAGUGAAAAAGCCUGCAGCCCUUUUCUGAUCUGCUUCUUUUGAAUUUAUCAUUUUCGUUUCGCUUUUCGGCUUACCCAGAAAAUCCUAUUUUGCUUGGUCAUGGCUUCCCUAUCAUCAUUCGGAGGGUCCUAUCAUGCAUCUGUAUCCUGCGCAUCCAACGAGGAAGAGUCGGCGUUUCUCAAGCGAGCUCGUUUGCUUCGCUGGAUCAGACUUGGGCUCUCUGCCGUUAUAUUCAGUGUUUCUGUUUCAAUCAUUGGCUGCGAAGCCGUUCCUCUACUACACUACCGGAGGACAUCCGACUUUGAGCGAUUCUGGCUGUUUCUGUGGCCUCUGAACUUCGAUUUACGCCCCACAAUUGCGUUGCUUUCCUGUGGAUGCGUGAUCGCAUUUCAAACUAUUUUGUACAUUGUUACGACACUCCUUCCCUCGCCUCGCUCGCAUAUAAGACGUCUAAACCUUUUUGCUGCCGUUGUCGCUAUUUCCGGAUUCAUUGCAGCUUUGAUUGGAAUCGUGCUCGCGAUUCAUCUGCCAAACUCGUCGCCUCCUAGGGGGUUCACCCAGCAUGAGACUCUUCACUCUUGGACAUGCAAGUGGAAGAGCGUGCGAGGGACCCCUUCAAUCAACCCCGACAACACACCUGCCACGCCGCCUUCCCAUUUUGCGCGAGACUGUGCAACCACUAGGGCGGCUUUCAUCAUGAUGGGGCUUCUUAUCGGAUUGGAAAUCGUCAUGGGGAUUGCGGCGGGAGCUGGGAUCUGGUUUGAAAGGAAUGUCUCGAAACAACGGGGCCAGGAUAGGUCCCAGGCGGAGAAGGUGGAAAUGGUGCCCAAAUACCCUGGAACUUGAAGAAGAAGUUUGCUUUAUUGAAGGCUUGAGCAAGCGAUCGAGCCCUGGAGGUUAUGAUCGCAACGCCGUGUACUCUUGCUGUCUUGCCGAGUUUGCCGAUGAGCGUGUAUUUUCUUUUAUGUACUCAUAACGAUAGCUUGAAAAAGUGUACGCAGUGAGCAUUAUUCC